AUGUAUUCUUCUAAGUCUAUUCGCUGGAUAGCAUAUAAAUCGAGACGAAGAGUCAUGCAUCGACACGUGACAAUGCCACUUUCGGAGAAAUUCAUGGCAAUGCAUUUGUAUCCACAUCAAUUAGAUGCACAAAUUUUGCGUAAGGAAAUGACGGCAUCGAACGGAAACUUAAGCCAAAUGGAGAAAAAUCGGUUUUCACACACGGAUUCAUCACCUUUAUCAAUGAUAAAUCGACACUUAUCGAUGUCGUCGUACGAUCCAUUUCAUGAAGAACAACAACCGUUGCGUGUUCAUGUUGGGAACAUUCCAUUUUUAUGGACGAUUGAUGAUUUACGUAAACAAUUUCUCGUAUUUGGGCCAGUCAAAGAUCCUGAGAUUGUUUCUAAUGAACGUGGCUCAAAAGGAUUCGGAUUUAUUACGUUUCUUCGUCACAGUGAUGGAAUGAAUGCUAUUCGUGUCAAGAAUGGUUCUAUUGCUGAUGGACGGAAAAUAACUGUUGCUUUAGCAUCAUCCCGUUCAUCGUCUCGUUUAAGUUAUCAUCAUUGCUGUUGCUGUAAAAGUUUCUGCUGA
This is a messenger RNA of Adineta ricciae, 570 nucleotides long. NCBI's taxonomy places the organism in Eukaryota, Metazoa, Rotifera, Eurotatoria, Adinetida, Adinetidae. The record is from the annotation of a GenBank genome assembly.